CAUGUGAUUUUUAUGACUUCUCUCCAGAACCGUGUUUGCUCUGCUCCCGGCCACCAUUGCUUCCUCCUGAGCAAUGACAGAGGUGAAGAGAGAGGUGUUCGGGCACGUGCCCCAGGAGGAAGGAGGAGGAGUGGUGGAAAAGUUCAUCUUAAAGUCAGACAGCGUGAAAGUGGAGAUCCUGUCCUUAGGGUGCAUAAUUGCCGCUCUGGAGGUGAAAGGAAGGGAUGAGGAGUUUUCGGAUGUUGUCCUGGGAUUUGACACUUUGGAAGGUUACAUGGGGAAGCACCCCUUCUUUGGUGCCAUCGUGGGGCGUGUUGCCAACAGGAUUGCAAAGGGGAGAUUCACUGUGGAUGGGAAGGAAUAUCAGCUGUUCCUCAACAAUGGGCCCAACAGCCUGCAUGGAGGAGCCAGGGGAUUUGACAAGGUUCUCUGGAGCCCCCAGGUCCUGCCAAAUGGUGUCUGCUUCUUCCGGCUCAGCCCUGAUGGUGAGGAAGGCUACCCUGGUGACCUGAAAGUCUGGGUGACCUACACACUCAGUGGCGGGGAGCUGGCCAUCAACUAUCAAGCCCAGACCAGCAAGACGACACCCAUCAGCCUGACAAACCAUGCAUACUUCAAUCUAGCAGGGCAGGGUUUGCGGGAUAUCUACGACCACGAGUUUUCUAUUGAAGCAGAUUCCUACCUGCCUGUGGACAACACCAAAAUCCCUACUGGGGAAGUGGCCUCUGUGGAGGGCACCAGCUUUGACCUCCGGCAGCCGGUGGAGCUGGGGAAGCACUUGCAGAAGUUUCGCCUGGAUGGCUUCGACCACAACUUCUGCCUGAGGCGGGUGGAGGCUCGACGCCUCGCAGCCAGGGCUCGCCACCCACCCACUGGCAGGACCCUGGAGGUUCACACCACCCAGCCUGGCAUCCAGUUUUACACCGGCAACAACCUGGACGGCUCCCUGAAGGGCAAAGGUGCUGUCCCGUACCCCAAGCACUCGGCUUUUUGCCUGGAAACCCAGAACUGGCCUGAUGCUGUCAACAAGCCCAACUUCCCCAGCGCCCUACUCCAGCCAGGCAAGGAAUACAACCACACCACGUGGCUCGUGUUCAGCGCCACUUAAGGAAGGGGGGAUCCUGACUCCUACCACCGAGAGGGACUUGCACUUCUUUGAGGGCUUCCUGAUGGUGAACGACUGAAAGGAGAAGAAUCCACAGUUAACAUUUCAGUAGUCAUUUGAGAUUCACAAAUACAGGAAAAAGCAAUGGGAGGAUAUCUGGAUGACUCCAGUACCCUUUAAGCACUGGUUUUUAAUAAAGUAAUCAAUCACUAUUGAUAAAGUAAGCGGGUUGAUGAUUUAAUGUUAGAGAGAAUACAUUUAUUUUAUUCUUUUUACUUUCAUAUUUUUGCAUUUAUCUACUGUUAUUUUUAUAAUACAAUUUAGAUGUAAACCUAUGUGUAGAAGUUGUGUAAGUAUGUAAAAAUAAAAUAAAAAAAGAAACAACUUGCAGGGCAAAAAGAUCACCAAGGCAAGGGAUACAUUGUGGCAGGUGUACAUCUAUUCUUACUAGGAUAUAUCCCCUCCCUGCAAAUCCUGAACACCGAAAUGGUAAAAAUGAACUAUUAAAGAAUUCAAACUAAGGAAAAAAAA
Molecule: messenger RNA, 1636 nt
Organism: Tyto alba (common barn owl)
Lineage: Eukaryota; Metazoa; Chordata; Aves; Strigiformes; Tytonidae
Gene: GALM
Product: galactose mutarotase
Exons: 8
Coding region: 74-1108 (344 amino acids)
Biological process (GO): beta-D-galactose catabolic process via UDP-galactose, Leloir pathway; glucose metabolic process
Molecular function (GO): carbohydrate binding; aldose 1-epimerase activity
Source: RefSeq, a predicted model, not a curated record